ACGGCAGAGGGUAACUGGUAACUAAAACUGUAUCACAUCACCAGGAGCUAUCAGGUCCGGAGCUGCAGGCUUGCCCCAAAAUAACAACAAAACAAACAUUGUUCACAUAAAGGGUUUAAGAUAAAGCUUCCAACAAGAUUUGAUCCUUUUCAAGGAUAUUUUCUCCUCUCCCUCACAUUAACUGCCCGAGUCGGAACUCGCUUUUUAUCGCCCUUGUCCGCUGGAGAAGCAUACUACCAAAGGAGCAGGCAUAAAGUAACCCAAGCCGUGGUUGACUCUUGGUAGAUGUGAUGAAUCUUCAUUUCGUAACUGGAUGAAAUGGCUUGAACCUCCAACCCCGCCGCACCAUGGCAGGUUUUCUCUCCGCUAUGGGUUUGGUGGUGAUGCUCAAGGCUCUUUUGCAUGACCAGUGUGCAGUUUUUCUGGGGAUAGCAGUUUUGGUAACAGUGAUCUCAGCUGGUUCACCUCUUGGAGAUGAAUCUCUGCCGGACUCACACACCUCCCCUGUGGAGGUUCUUGGGGAUGUUCCAAGGACAACAGAAUCACCAUUGGCCUUACCAGUCUCACAUUACACUGCCUUUAAGAGCCCAGAGUUACCUGGUGCCCUCCUCUCCCUUCCUGAACCAGUUCCCAAAGCAAGGACUGCUGACAGCAAGCUUUUUAAAUCAGGACAUGGUGCAUAUAAAAACUCUAAAUCUGUAAUGCCAAGGAAUGCCUAUUCAGAGGAGACUGGUGUUCAGACUCCGUCAUUAAGCCCCACUAGACUUCAGGGGUUUGAGGCAUCAGCUACAAGCUCCACUGAAGGGAGGGGGGUUAGGACUAAUUCUGACAAACAGGAAUAUCAUUUUCCUCUUUAUUCUAUGAGACUGAAGCAACUGCCCCAGUCAAAUACAUCUGUGACAAAAACACCUCAUCAGGAUCUUGAUUACAAAGAAGAAACAUCUUCAAACAUGGUCAGGAAUGGGACAUCAAAACAAAUGCAGUCAGUCAUGACCUCAGCUGCUGACCUGCCUCUUGAACCUCCUAAACUGGCUCUGUCUGAGUCUUUGACGGACAAUGGUGAAAAGGUUGUUUCAAGCUGGAUGGUGCAGAACAAACAUGAACAUGACAUAAACACACUACCUAACCUAGACCAGAUUAUGGCUCCUGGUUACCACGUGCCUUUCAUCACCCCCCAGUCCUCAUUAAUAUUAUCUGAACCUAAUGAGGUGCCUUCAGAAGACUUCUACCCCACCAACACUAUGGAUGUAGAUUGGGGCUCUGGAGACUACUUGGAAACAAUGUCCUUCAACACAGAUAAAGACGAUUAUUCUCUGGUUACUAAGGUGCUCUCUGACCCGUAUGAUAUGGAGGACGACACAGAAAUCUACGACACAUCCUUUCCUUCCAGAGUGGGCAUAUCACCUUCAUCCAUGCACCCUGGUCAUGUCUCAUCUUCUCCCAGCCUCAUGACAGCAUACCUCACCAAUGCUCCACAUCAAUCAAUUCACCCACCCUCACUUUCUACACAGGCUCCCUCUUUGCUGAACCCAACUUUCACACCUGGUACUGAUGUACCUGAUGCAUCAGACAUAGAUUGGGGAGAUGCCUUCACAAUUCGACCAACAGAUGUCCUCUUACCUGACAUGAACAGCUUGGAGUAUUACACCACUCAGCUGACAAAGGACAGCAGUGUUUCAGAAAACGGAGCAGAGUACAGGGACAAUAUCAAUGAAGACUCCAUCAAUGCUACAAGGGCCCCAUCCUCCGUUGACCUUACCACGGAUUCUAAACUGAUGGAGGCUAAGUCCUCCAGCGAUCUGUCAGGGUUUGGGCCUCAUUAUGAAUCACCUACAGUGGAACCCACAGAGAACACUCCAACCUACAUCUUUGAUCCCUCCUCCUCUGUAUGGGGUGCUCCAGUUCCCACCUCAGGCUGGUCCACACAUGCGCUCACUGUAGACGUGGAUACUGCAUUGGUUUUACAGCCAAGUGCAACACCUUUGCUACCAGAGGAUUUGGUUUCUUCUUCUUUGUCAGAUGUCCAUUGGUUUGUCACAGAAUCCUUUGAUGACAGCCCUACACUCAUCACUCCUGCCAUAACUGCAACUUCAGCCUUUUCUCCAGCUCCUGCUGAAGCUACUGGAAACAACACUGCUGUUACAACUGAACUAAUGUCUGGAGACUCCUUUGCAUCUGAACAAACUGACAAUAGGACUCUAGUUUCAACUGAAUCCAUGUCUCACAAUGUUACCCUGGUUCCUCCAGUUAUGUUUGUUGAUCAGAGCGUGACUGAAGACGGGGCUGACAACAUAUCCACAUUGACCUCAGUCCCAACAAGCAGUGAAGUUGUUACAGUUUCUGCUGCCACCGCAAGUCCAGCUGCCACAAAUACUCCUCAUCCAGCUACAACCGGAACGUCUGCUGCCGCUGAAAGCUCAACUAGUGUCAGCAUCUUUGCUGUUACCAACAACAAAACCACGCCUACAUCAACAACAUCAAGACAGUACCUCUGCAGAGCUGACAGCCCUGCUUACUUAACAAAGACGGGUUUCUCUUCUGAGGUGACUGUUGGAUUUGCCAAAUCUCAAGUCAGAGACAUUCUGAAAGUGGAAUUUAACAAGUCAGUGGAGCUCCAGGUCGUUAGCCCUCCACCACAGUUUGUGUUCCGGGUGGUGUCGGGUCCAGUAGUGUACACAGCCAUUUCUGUCAUCAAUGCUCUGCAAAGGUCUGGCCGGAGCUUCCUGUAUGUGUCCCCCAACUUACCGACACCAGACCAGAAAUAUCAUGUCCACACGGUGUUGCAGUUUGUCCCUGGUCACAUAGACGUGCGAUACUGCAGCUUCUCUGAGAGCGUCAAGAAAGGUUUGAUUAUGGCUUUUGCAGAAGUGUGCCGCCGGUCAAAGGAGUCAACCAACUUCACCGUCCAUAUUCUAAACAUCACCAUGGCGGCCAACAAAUCUGUGGAGCAACAGUUAGUGAAGCAGCAAGUGGGAAUCACAUUCACUGUUAGUGGUUCAAGGGGUUAUCUGAUGGGGUCGAAGGUCAGCAACGCACUGAUGAAACUCUCAAUGGUAGAAUUUAGCUACUACAUUGGUUUUCCUGUGCUGCAGAUUGCGGAGCCUUUCCAUUAUCCACAGCUGAACACCAGUCACUUACUUCGCUCCUCCUGGGUCAGAACAGUUCUCCUGGGUGUUCUGGACAAGAAAAUGAGUGAACGGACCUUUCAAGCUAACAUGGAGCGCAGACUGGCCAUGUUGCUCGGGGAAGCGAUGGGACAUCUCAGGCGGGUCAAAAGAGCGACGACUGUUGGUAACAGUAGCAUGCAGGUUUUGAGUGUGACCCGGGUGGAGGGUGCAGACAACCCAGCAGAGAUGGUGUAUUUCGUGGAGGGUCAGAAUGGUCAUAGGAUGUCUGCAGUCCAAACUGCCAACCUGCUUAACAGCCUGGAUGUUCAAAGGGCUGCCAUCAUCCUGGGAUACCGUGUGCGGGGCAUUUUGGCUCAGCCUGUAGAGAAGGUGCCAUCCUCCCCUUCUGACCCCGAGAACACCAACUUGUGGAUCAUCAUCGGGGUGGUGAUUCCUCUCCUCCUGGUCGUCAUCAUCAUUUCCAUCCUCUACUGGAAACUGUGUCGGACGGACAAGCUGGAGUUCCAGCCGGAUGCUAUGACCACCAUCCAGCAGAGACAAAAGUUACAGGCUCCAAGUGUAAAAGGCUUUGAUUUUGCCAAGCUCCAUCUUGGCCAGCAGAGUAAAGAUGAUGUCAUGGUUAUCCAGGAACCCGCCCCGCCAGGCUCUGGCUCCGGUCUUCUCACUCAGUCCAUUAAAGAUGGCCUCAGUCCAUCUGAGAACUGCGAGGCCCCCACGCCCAAAUCCAAAACCUCCGCCUCCUCCACGAAGGCGUCCCGAAGGCGAGAAAGGAUUUCCCCAUCAGACGGUGACUCAGUGGUGACUGACCACUCCAGUGAACGGGAAACGACUGAGGAGAACCUGAGAGCCCAUGCCACACCUAACGACAGCAAGCAGACCCGCAGGAAUAGAAUUGGUCCACCACCUCUGAAGAGUGCUGCAAAUGAGCAGCAGUCCUCAGCCUCCAUCUUCGAACAUGUUGAUCGGAUGUCUCGUGCCACAGAUGCCAGCCGUAGACUCCCAAACAAAGUCCAGCUCAUAGCCAUGCAGCCCAUGCCUGUCCCACCACUGCACAGUCCACCCAUCAACGGCAAACCAUCUGAUACAAACCAAAUGAACAAAGAGAUCCAGGCAGCACUGAGGCACAAGUCAGAGAUUGAACAUCAUCGCAACAAGAUUCGUCUGCGUGCCAAGAGGAAAGGCCACUAUGAUUUCCCUGCAAUGGAUGACAUGAUCAGCAGCCUCGGCGAUGCAAAGGAGCAGGAUCAUAUCUACCAAAAGGCACAGACUCAAAUCGAUAAGAUCCUGGAUCCAGAUAAUCCGGUUCGCUCCAUUCUUAUGGAGAACAAGAAAAGUGGUCGUGGGCGGCGUUCUCCAAAGCAGAGAUUGAAGGAUCAGCUGAAUGGAGGCAUGAUAGAAGCAGACAAAGACCACCUCAUCACUGAAGACAGCGAUGCAGUUUACAGAAAGUGCCCUGGGGUCAACAAUGUGGCCUACGUGUCGGACCCUGACCAAGGCCCUGGUUCCACUCAGAGGAGCCCCUCCCCCACAGAUGAUGUCUUCCUUGGCCCAGCGUCCUCCCCUCCAGGCCACGCCCCUCCCCCACUCCCCUAUAUGCCUCCACAACCCUCCAUUGAGGAGGCCCGGCAGCAGAUGCACUCCCUGCUGGACGAUGCCUUUGCUUUGGUGUCGCCCACGUCUCAGAGCAGCACAGCAGGGAUCACUCUGCCUGGGGUCAACAGCAACCCCCAGUGCACCAGCCCUCCAGGCUGGGGCCCCAGAGAGUGGGUCACCGGCCCAGAAAUUGGUCCUUUUCCUAGUAGAUUCAGUGAGCUGGGCGUGUCCUCCACUGCAGUCCAAGGCCUGACCCCAAGACAGGGCCUUGGCUCGAGCUACCUGCCACCAGGAGGAGCAGCAGGCCACAGCGAGCCUCUGCAGCCAGACAGCUUGUACACUGGCAGGGGCCUCAACGCUAAGCAGCUGCCCUUGUCUGCCAGACCACGCCCGGUAGGGGGAACUACAGGUGCCCAGCUCCAUCACCUCACACAGGUCGGCCUGUCCAGCCGGAUGAACGGUUAUCCAGCAGGGAUCAGGGCUGCUCCCGGCCAGAACGGAGGCCUAGGCUGGAACCACUACCAUAAUGACAAUUUCUCCCGGGUGGAAGCAGAAAGAGAUGCAAUGCACAGGAGUGGAAGUGGGGAGCCCAGAGCACCUCCUGUCCACUUGAACACUUCACCCAUGGUUUAUCUGACUGAUCCACAACCUUUGGAAACAUCUCCUCCCACCCACUCGUCUGCCUCCCUGAUUAAGGCCAUCAGGGAGGAGCUGCUGCGUCUCUCCCAGAAACAGGCGGCCGUGUCCAGCUACCACAGCUGAAGUCCUGGAUUCAUGUCUAUAACGGGUCUGUUCACUGAACGUUUCUCUCUACUUCACCUCACCUGACGAUGCUUCCCAUGGAAGCUCCUGUAGCUCUAUGGCAGAUAAAUUGUCCUGCGAAACUGAGGAGGUGGUCCACGGAUUCCUGAGACUCAUUGUUGGAAAAAUGAACUGAAAUAAUAAUUAGUUAAACUUAGAGGAAGUGUUGUGAAGCAGACUUGCUGUCCCUGUUUCUGUCCUGCACUUUUUUUUGAUCAGGGUGGGAUAAAUCCAGGCUGUUUCUAUGGUAGAACCACAAAUCGGAUAUUUUUGAUUUUACUGUAUUACUUCAGACUCAGUAUUCUGUGAUGUUUAUAUUUUAAAAUCUUUCCCAACCCAUCAGAAAAGUUUUAGUUUCUCUCAGUUCACCCAUCAUGACCAUGAAUUAAUAUUUAGUUAAACUGUUAUGGAAUGAUAAUAUAACAUUAAUGACAUGUUUAAGUUUGAAUUUUAUUGUUUCUUCAAUCCAAAAAUGGUCAGAAUUAUGCAUAGACUCAAAUAUAUUUUUCUCAUCUGUUCUUGAAUUUAUUUAGAUUGGGGCAGGGACCUCUUGUUGGGUGAGUUUGUCCCAAUUUUGUGUGGGGUCGGGGGUUCUGCUGUAAGCAUGGUGCUCGGUAGUGUCCGCUCUGUUGCACCCGUGGGCAGAGGUUGGGGUGGCAUUGCGCGGGGCCCUUGCCUUGCCAUCGCAGCGCGCCGUGUGGUGGGAGGCAGGAUGCGGCUGGGGUGCAGAACUUGCACUGUGUGGGUGUGUCUCGGUGUGCUUUUCGCGGGUGGAGCUCAUCUGUGGGGGUGUGGGGAAGGGAUUCCUGGCGUUUGGGUUUGGGGGCAUGUGUCCGAUAUCAGUGUCCUGGUUGAGGGAAGGUUCAUGUUGGGGUUCAUGAGGUUGAGAUUGGAAUUCAUGUUGGGGUUGGGACUGUUUCAUCCUGGGACGGCUCUGGUUGGCGGGCUUGUUUGGACCAGGUGGACUCCUCUUUUGUACAUCGCCCGCUCUCCGGAUAGGGACGGGGGUUUUGGAGCCUGGGGUCGGAGCGGGAGGUCAGGGUCUGGGCUGGGGUAGCUCGGGCAUUGCCGGCACUCGUCUGGGCUGGUGCUGGAGCGGACUGCCUGUCUCCACCCUGGAAGGAAGGGGACCAACUCCUGGGUCCGGGGGCUGGUUGACCUUCUCAGGUAUUGGCAGCUGGACCUGGGAGUAUAGAGUAAGUAUGGGGAGUGUGAGUGAGUGUACGACGUCCAUUGUUGUGUGUCUUUACGUUGGGUGCAUGGGUGUGAGUGUGUGCAUGAGGCUGGGAAUGUGUGAUCAUGACUGUGUGUGCCUGUUCUUGUGUCAGGUUGGUUCUUGGGUUGCUUCGUCUCCUGGAUCAGUUCCUCCCCGCCACACUAUCUGCCGGUGGUUGGUGUUUCAGGUUGGUGUAUUUGUGGUUCUGGCGUGUGCCAGCUCACUCCCGGUGGCUGCUUGCCGGGGCCCAGGCCCUUUGGCUCUGUCGGACCUCUGCUUGGGGAGUGAUGUGUCCUAGGGUCUUGGAUCUCUGGGUCCAUGACUGGAUCUGCUCUGGCGUAGAUGGCUGCCGGUGGGGCUCGUUGCUGCCGCUCUCUGAGACUUCUGCACUGUGGCUGCUGAAUGGUUUCCUGGGGCUCUCCUCUGCUCUUCUCUGGGGGGGGGGGGUU
This is a messenger RNA of Girardinichthys multiradiatus, 7187 nucleotides long. RefSeq names its product UPF0606 protein KIAA1549. The transcript has 22 exons. NCBI's taxonomy places the organism in Eukaryota, Metazoa, Chordata, Actinopteri, Cyprinodontiformes, Goodeidae. Bases 348 to 5483 code for a protein of 1711 amino acids. The record is from RefSeq and is a predicted model, not a curated record.